GGAUGCGGAGCUGCGGGGUGCGGGAUGUGGGGCUGCGGGGUAACGGGUGCGGGAUACGGGAUGCGGGGUGCAGUGUUGCGGGGUCCGCGGGUGCGGUGGUGCGGGGCCGUGGGGUUGGUCGGCCAGUGGCGGGGGUCGGAGCGCGGGGCCGGGGUCAGGCCGGGGUUGCGGGGUAGCGGCGCCGGUGGCGGGGGUAGGGCGCCGGGGGUCGGGGUGCAGGGUCGCGGGGCGGGGAGCAGUGGUGUAGUGCGGGGACAGCGUCGGCGGUGGCCCGCCGGGGUGGCGGGGGUCGGGGUUGCCUGGACGGGGUUCGCUGCGGGGUUCCGGGCCGAUGUGGCGGGGUUCUGGGCCGGUGUUGCGGGGUUCCGGGGCGGUGUAGUGGGGUUGGUGGCGGGGGUCGCCGGGGUCGGGCGGUGGCGGGGUUGUCGGGACCGGUGGCGGUGGUCGGGGACCCCGGACCCGGGGCUCCGGGGGGGCAACCACCACCCCGGCUUCGCCCACGGGGGUCCCCGCGUGACAUCCCUGGUUGCAGAGGAGAUGAAACGGAAGUUCGCGGCGAGUUUCUUAGAAGGAGAAGACUAUCCUAAGGAAGGAGACUCGUUCGAGCUUUCGAGGGCAAGGGCUGAGCUGGCUGCGUUGCAAAACAAGUUCGAAAAUAUGGGGUUUGUAUCAGCCUGGAGGACGGCAGAGGAAGGCGAUCUACUGGGGAUCGUAUUUGAAAAGGUGGAGGAGGGAGGUGUCGUCCUGAUCACGAGCGAGCUGUUGGUGUUCCUGACCCAACUGGUGGAUGAUCUGCACCUGGAUAUCUUAUCGCGGUGCGACGAGCAGCCUGGCACCCACGUGCUGUCUCGGACGCUCGAGCUGCACUUGGUGUGGUCCACGUGUACGGAGAUCGACGAGGACAACUGUCUCUAUCCCUCCCAAGCGCUCUAUUUGGAAAUCGACGUCACCGAUCUUACGUUAUGGGACCCGAUCGCGCGAAGAAACGAGGCGCAAAACGAGGAGGUAGGGGAGGCGCAGGAAGAGGCGCAGGAAGAGGAAGAAGAAGAAGAAGAGGAGGAACUAUCGAGUGAGGGACGGGACGACCCCGACUACGUCCCGGAGAAAGAAGCAGGGAUAGCGGAAAGGUCGAGCCAGCAACAGAACGAAGAGGAGGAAGACCAGAAGGAGCGAAAGCGACAGGAAAACGCGGAAGGAAAGCGGCCCGUGAAGGAAGGAACGCCUAUCGAUCCAUCGAUAGGAGAUCCGUGGCGUGGGCCGCUAGAGGAAGAAGACGAUGGAACCGCUGCAGGCGGAUCGCGACGGCGAAGAAGAAGAAGAAGCGAAUCGUCGGCUUCAUCCGGCUCCACACCCCAACCUUCCGUUCGUCUACGUCAAGAUCUCGGCAGGUACACUCAGGUGGGUGGCGGUGGACGUUGUUUUUCGUGUUGGAAGGGCGUAAUGGAGGGAUGCGAUGGCGAUGGCCCUGCUGUGCUGUCGACGACGGAGAAGACAGCUGUCCCGGUGGCUGCGGUUGCCGUCGUCCGUCGUUUCCAAGUAGAGAGUGCGGCCGGGCGCAAGAAGGCAGCGCAUUCGAGGCGGCGGCAGAGGCUUCUGCUGCAGAGGGUGUUGGACGCCCCGGACUGCAUCACCACUUCCGAGGCCGUGGUUCAGCUGUGCGCUACAAUCGGGUGCGGUUUGCUUCCUCGGGCGACGCCACGUUGGUGGAUGAGGCGGAGAGCUGGCGGGACUUGGGAGGAUUUGCGGGUGUGCGAUGACGCGACAGACGAYUACUUCCRGGAAAAGCUCCGCAUGUCCAGGAGAGUGUUCAUGGAGAUCAGCGAAGCCUGUGCGCCUCAUGUGCAGCGGCAGGUGACGUUUUACAGGGAGCCACUCCAGCCGGAGCAGAUCGUCUCGUAUGCGCUGUAUAGUUGGGCUACAGGAGAGUCUUACGAGAACAUCACAUCAUCCUUCGGCAUGGGCCGGACUUCCGAAGUUCGAGCCGUGCACGAUGUGACAGCCGCUACAUUGAGGGUGUACGGGGACAAGAUAUCGUGGCCGACGGGGGUGCAGAAACACGUCGUGCUACGGGCGUUUCUGGACAAGGGCUUUCCAAACUGCCAUGGCGCAGUUGACUGGACACACAUCUACGUGGACAAACCGGCGAACGCGCCGACCGAGAGCUACUUCGACCGCAAGCACCGUUUCUCCGUCAUUGCGCAGGUGGUGGUGGACCUGGAUCUGCGCGUGCUUGACGUGUUCGUUGGAUAUCCGGGGAGCUCCACGACAUUAGGUGCGCACGCGUCGUGCGGAAAGCACAGUGCGGCGCACGUGCGCAGUACAACGCAUCGCGAUGCGCCGCAAGAAUUAAGGAUUUCGAACGCGCUUGCGGAGAACGACCCCGACGACGGCAUCGACAAUAACGGCGCGAUUUCGUGCGGGCUUGAUGUUGUGACCUGUCAUUCUACAGUUACGAGCGUGUACAAUCAUUACUGAGCAAACAGCCAGGUACUCCAAGUUUGUGUGGCAGCUUUCCAACUGAAUAUUCCUGAUCACGAAGAACGUGUUGAAAUGGAGCGCUCAGAAUCUUUUCGCAGUGGCAUUUCUCGAAAUAUCAAUUAUGCUCCCGGAAGUGCAGCAGGUAAAUACUAAAUACUAAAUAGUAAAUACUUUAAUACUAG
Chara braunii is the source of this 2660-nucleotide messenger RNA. The record is from the annotation of a GenBank genome assembly. Lineage: Eukaryota; Viridiplantae; Streptophyta; Charophyceae; Charales; Characeae.